AUGCCCCGUAUUAUGACCGUCGCCGGCAUAAUUUCCGAUCUAGACGACGACCCAUCAGAAAGCGUAUGCUCCGAUAUAUCGUCUUCAUCAGUCCAGCAUGAUCGUUUAAUCAUAGUAGCUAAUCAGCUUCCCAUUAAAGCUCACCGGAAAACCGAUGGUUCAAGAGGUUGGACUUUCAGUUGGGAUGAAAAUUCCCUUCUUCUUCAACUAAAAGAUGGCCUCGGAGACGAUGAAAUCGAUGUCAUCUACGUCGGUUGUCUCAAAGAAGAAAUCCACCCAAACGAACAAGACGAAGUUUCUCAAACCCUCUUAGAAACAUUCAAAUGCGUCCCGACUUUUAUACCACUGGAACUCUUCACUCGAUUCUACCAUGGAUUCUGUAAGCAACAACUAUGGCCGUUGUUCCAUUACAUGCUGCCAUUAUCCCCUGAUCUUGGAGGUAGAUUCAAUCGUUCUUUAUGGCAAGCUUACGUCUCUGUCAACAAGAUCUUCGCCGAUAGAAUCAUGGAGGUAAUAAACCCAGAAGACGAUUUCGUCUGGAUCCAUGAUUAUCAUCUCAUGGUGUUACCAACGUUCUUGAGAAAACGAUUCAACCGGGUCAAACUCGGGUUUUUCCUACACAGCCCCUUCCCUUCUUCUGAAAUCUACAAAACAUUACCAGUUCGCGAAGAACUCCUUCGCGCCCUUUUAAAUUCAGAUCUAAUCGGAUUCCAUACUUUUGACUACGCCCGACAUUUUCUCUCAUGUUGCAGUCGAUUACUCGGAAUUUCAUACGAAUCAAAACGAGGUUACAUAAGUUUAGAAUACUACGGACGUACAGUCAGCAUCAAAAUCCUCCCAGUUGGAAUCCACAUGAAACAACUCCAAUCCGUAUUAAACCUUCCAGAAACCGAAUCCAAAGUUUCCUCCCUCAUUAAACAAUUCCAACAACAAGGGAAAACAAUGUUACUAGGAGUCGAUGAUCUCGACAUAUUCAAAGGCAUUUCCUUAAAACUAUUAGCAAUGGAACAACUCCUAAUCCAACACCCAGAAUGGCAAGGAAAAGUCGUUUUAGUCCAAAUAGCAAAUCCCGCAAGAGGAACAGGAAAAGACGUAAAAGAAGUAAAAACCGAAACCUACUCAACCGUAAAACGAAUCAAUGAAACAUUCGGGCGACCCGGUUACGACCCGGUUAUCUUAAUCGACGAACCGUUAAAAUUCUACGAACGGAUCGCGUACUAUGUAACCGCCGAAUGCUGUUUAGUGACAGCUGUACGCGACGGAAUGAAUCUAAUCCCUUACGAAUACAUCAUCAGCCGUCAAGGAACCAACAACCUCGAUAAAGUCCUAGGUUUGGAGCCGUCAACCCCGAAGAAAUCGAUGUUGGUUGUGUCUGAAUUCAUCGGGUGUUCGCCUUCUUUAAGUGGAGCGGUUCGGGUCAACCCGUGGAACAUAGACGCGGUUUCCGAUGCAAUGGAUUGUGCAUUGGAGUUAAGCGAAGGUGAAAAACAAAUGAGACAUGAGAAGCAUUAUAAGUAUGUGAGUAGUCAUGAUGUUGGAUAUUGGGCACGAUCUUUUUAUCAAGAUUUGGAAAGGACAUGUAAAGAUCAUGUGAGGAGGAGGUGUUGGGGGAUUGGAUUCGGGUUGAGUUUUCGGGUUGUUGCUUUGGAUUUGGAAUUUCGGAAGCUUUCAAUGGAACAUAUUGUUUCGGCUUAUAAACGGACUACAACACGCGCGAUUUUGUUGGAUUAUGAUGGGACUUUGAUGCCACAAUCUUCGAUUGACAAGAGUCCGAGUUUAAAAACCAUCGAAAUGCUAAAUACUUUGUGUAGAGAUAAAAAUAACAUGGUUUUUGUCGUAAGUGCUAAAAGUAGAAAUACACUCGAGGAAUGGUUUGCGGAUUGUGAGAAACUCGGGCUUGCAGCCGAACAUGGUUGUUUUUUGAGGUCGAAGAGAGAUUCGGAAUGGGAAACGUGUGUACAAUUUGAAGAAUGUGGGUGGAAGCAAAAUGCUGAACCAGUUAUGAUGCUUUAUACAGAAACAACGGAUGGAUCAACAAUUGAAGAUAAAGAAACAGCUUUAGUGUGGUCUUAUGAAGAUGCGGAUCCUGAUUUUGGAUCAUGUCAAGCUAAAGAGCUUUUAGAUCAUCUUGAAAGCGUGCUUGCUAACGAACCUGUUACAGUCAAAAGAGGACAGAGCAGUGUCGAGGUCAAACCACAGGGUGUAAGUAAAGGAUUGGUGGCGAAACGGAUGCUUACGACAAUGCAAGAGAGGGGAAUGACACCGGAUUUUGUGGUGUGUAUUGGAGAUGAUCGAUCGGAUGAAGAUAUGUUUGAAGUGAUUACAAGUUCUGUGGCUUCUGGUGAAUUGAUAUCUUCAAAGGCAGAAGUUUUUGCAUGCACAGUUGGGAAUAAACCGAGUAAAGCUAAGUAUUAUCUUGAUGACACUGUUGAGAUUGCUAGAUUGAUGAAGGGAUUGGCUUCGGUUUCUGAACAAUCGGUUAAUGUUCUUGCUUUUGAGUGAUGGGUGAUGGGUGAUGAGUGAUUGAGGGUUGGUUUUACAUGUAAAAAUAGAUGAUAUGGUUGUGUUUGGUUGCUGUUUUUAGUUGUAAAGUUGAGAGCAAGAGAAGUUGUUGCUCGUUGUUGAGAGGUGAGACUCUUUUAAUUUAGGUAGAGUUUGUUUUGUUGUAUAUAUUUCUUUAUGUUGUGUUUGGGUUGUUGUAACGUGUUGUGAUUUGCCCUUGUAUUGGACUUUGUUAAUACGAGUUGAAAGAAUCAUGUUAGAAAGAUAUGAUAUGAUAUGAUAUGGAUGUGAU
Messenger RNA from Lactuca saligna, 2794 nucleotides. The record is from the annotation of a GenBank genome assembly. Lineage: Eukaryota; Viridiplantae; Streptophyta; Magnoliopsida; Asterales; Asteraceae.